This is a messenger RNA of Entamoeba invadens IP1, 324 nucleotides long. RefSeq lists its product as hypothetical. Bases 1 to 324 code for a protein of 107 amino acids. NCBI's taxonomy places the organism in Eukaryota, Evosea, Mastigamoebida, Endamoebidae. The record is from RefSeq and is a predicted model, not a curated record. The transcript has a single exon.
AUGGGGGAUGUUGCUCAUGUGAAAGAAGUCGCACAGACGCGCGAGGAGUUCAUGGAGCUGUACUUUGCAAACAAGCAUCAACUCAUCGAGACAAUUAAAACCAAACUCCUCCAACUCUCCGAGUCGACCAUUAUCACUGAAAUUGUCAAAAUGAUAUACCGUGACAACGAUACAUUUACUAAUCAGAUCAUGUGCGGCAACUUCACUUUAGACUUAAGGAUGUUACACGUAGAAACUGUAUUCUUAAUUUGGGUGUUUCUUAGAGAAGUGAAAAGAGUUCCCGACCUUCGUGCUGAGCAGAUCAUCGCGCUCUAUCAAAUAUGA